GUUUUAUAUCAACUUUUUGUUAAAAAUAUAUGACACAAUUGUCCCAAUUGUUUAUUUCCAACUCAGUCACAACCUUAAAAAAUAAAUUAAAAAUCAAAUCAAAUCAAUUCAUGUUUCUUUUGCUGCAAUCCAAGUAAUCUUUUUAUAAAUAGAUUUUCUUUAAUACUAUAAAUAUUUAACUAAUUAUUAAUAUCGAAAUUGAAAACAGAACCGGCACUAAUAAAAAAAGUAGCAUAAAAAUUAAAUAAGCUAUUGGAUUGAACAAGAAAUUGAAACUGAAGGAGACUUUAACUAAUUAAUUUGUAUAAGGGGAACAUAUAUCAAAAAUAAGUAAAAAAAUAUAUCGUAGUGUACAAUGCUUUAGAAUAUUUUCAAUGAGAUUACUGACUUUCUUUCGGGAAAAAAAGAAAAGAAAAGAAAAGAAAAAGCAGACAAGCUAAUACAAAUAAAUUCCCAAGUGAACCAAAAGAGUGCGAGAGAAAAGGAGAAAAAUAAAGAGCCAAAGUUCGAGUCUCCAAAACUCUCUUUUUUAACACUUUAUUUCCAAGUAUAAGAAAUUGUUGAUUGCUUUUAACAUAAGACACAGAGAUAAGAUGGGUUCUCUUAGUGCUGCUGGUCCUGUCUUCUCUGCAAAUCCAAGAGAACAGAACAGUUCGUCUUCCUUCUUUAUUGCAAGAACAAAACCCAUCAAGCAGAAGAUCCUAUCUCUAUUUCCAGUAGUAAGAUUAUUUGGGCCUGCGAGUUUCGAGUCAUCGAAGAAAACGGUGGUAUAUUUAGAGGUUAACCAAAAGCAUGAACAGAGAGAGCUGCAGCUGAGACCUUGUUCAGUGCGCGCACACAGACACAGUGAUUCUGAAAAUAAUGGCUAUUGGGCUCCUCUGUAUUGCUUCAUACUCAUUACAUUCAUUUUAUGUUGUCACUUCCGUUGAUUUUGUAUCCUUAAUUCUUCCACAAUUUCAAUUAAGAUAAAUCGCCAUCCUUACUUUAUGCUGUAUUAGUUUUCAUGCAGAGUAAAACAACCAUGCAGUUCUAAUAUAUAAUCUAUUUUAGGGUUCAUUAGGAGUUCUAAUAAGUAAAUCGUGAGCUCUAAGCUACAUGAAUGGUUGAUUGCUUUUCUUUUUCUUUUUCUUUUUCUGCUGUAACAAAGAUGAGGCUUCAAAUUGAAA
This is a messenger RNA of Ricinus communis (castor bean), 1166 nucleotides long. RefSeq names its product magnesium dechelatase SGR1, chloroplastic-like. The record is from RefSeq and is a predicted model, not a curated record. Lineage: Eukaryota; Viridiplantae; Streptophyta; Magnoliopsida; Malpighiales; Euphorbiaceae. The transcript is spliced from 2 exons. The coding region runs from base 594 to 929 and encodes 111 amino acids.